Cloeon dipterum is the source of this 921-nucleotide messenger RNA. RefSeq lists its product as uncharacterized. The transcript has 2 exons. The coding region runs from base 82 to 777 and encodes 231 amino acids. The record is from RefSeq and is a predicted model, not a curated record. NCBI's taxonomy places the organism in Eukaryota, Metazoa, Arthropoda, Insecta, Ephemeroptera, Baetidae.
ACGUGCCAAAUGCAUUUAUAAUUGUUGUGUGCGCGCUCCAAGAGCUUACUUAUAUAUUAACGACUGCUGACACCAACCGACAUGAGGCUGGCGGUGGGCGUGCUUGCUGCUUCGGUCGUUUUGCUGGCCGCUAACGACUGCUGUGCCAAACCGACCAAAUUCGCAAAUCGCAGAGGAUUGCUGGAAGACAUUACCGAAUUCAUAAAUUUGGUCCCUCUUGAGAAAAUUGAGACGGUGAUAAAGCAAUGGAUCAACAAGGAUCCCAGCGUCAACGCAGCUUUUAAAUUCUUGGAUUCCGGUCGCUACAAGGAAAUCAUUGAUCAAGGAAGUCGUGUUUCCGAAUUCAAAAAUUAUCUCGACUUUUUGGAAAAGUCGCGGGCUCCUGCCCACGAUCUUUGGAACUUCUACAGAUUACUCAUUGGACUGGACCCUUUAAAGCAGCUGGCGAAACAAACGCCACCGACGCUAAGAACAAUAGACGCUGCUCCGUUGCUGCAGAUGGUUGAUGAAUGCCUUGAGCAGAUCGAUAAGCAGCAGUUUGAGGACCUUUACAAUCGAAAGAUAGAGGAGAGCGAGGAUUUCAAGUAUUUCGUGGACAGGAUGGACACCAAGGAGCAUAUUAAUGUUCGAAACGCGCUGAGGGAGAGCGCAGAAUUUAAGGAAAUCGUCAGCGAGCUUCUCUCCAACGGAAUCGACAUGUAUGGUGUUUUCAAGAAGAUUUUUAGAUUCUUCUUUCCAGGUGGAAUUCCUCACUCCUCACUAACUCUGUUUCCAUGAAAGAGAAGACAACUCUUCUUUUAGCGAUUUGAAUGUCAAGGAAAUAUUUAAAUCUGACAGGAGAAAAGAAGCAAACAAUAAUUUUGUACAGCCUGUGUAAAAAAUGAUGGACACAUAAAUAAAGUGUUGUGCGUUUGAAAGAAA